UAAUGGCUGCCUGCUAUCGUGACAUCGUGCAGUUCUGUCGGGAUAUCCCAAAAGUUGAGUUACACGCACAUUUGAAUGGGUCUAUUAGUGUGAAGACAAUGAAUAAACUCUAUAAAGACUAUAAUGAAUCUCACAAGCAGAAUCAUUAUAUAGAUAAAUGUAUGGUUGCUAUGACGAAAGGUGAAAACAGAACCAUGGAGGAGUGUUUCCAGAUAUUUGGCAUGAUACAUAAACUAGUAGACAAUAUUGAUGCAGUUGCCAUGGUAAUCAAAGAUGUUAUAGAAGAAUUCAAUGAUGAUGGUGUUUAUUAUUUAGAGUUGAGAAGCACACCAAGAGAUGUACCGACUACAGGUAUGACAAAAAGGCAAUACAUUGACACAGUUCUCCUUGGUAUUCAGCAAUGCCAACAAGCUGGUAUAAACACUAUAGUUAGGGAUGCUUUGAAUGAUAGACAGGAAGGGAUAUGUGGGUGGAACCAGGAUGGUAGUCGAGAAGGGAUAUGUGGGUGGAACCAGGAUGGUAGUCAAAAAGGGAUAUAUGGGGAGAGUGAGGAUGGUAGUCAAGAAGGGAUAUGUGGGGAGAGUGAGGAUGGUAGUCAAGAAGGGAUAUGUGGGGAGAGUCAGGAUGGUAGUCAAGAAGGGAUAUGUGGGGAGAGUCAGGAUGGUAGUCAAGAAGGGAUAUGUGGUGAGAGUGAGGAUGGUAGUCAAAAAGGGAUAUGUGGGGAAAGUGAGGAUGGUAGUCAAGAAGGGAUAUAUGGGGAGAGUGAGGAUGGUAGUCAAGAAGGGAUAUGUGGGGAGAGUGAGGAUGGUAGUCAAGAAGGGAUAUGUGGGGAGAGUCAGGAUGGUAGUCAAGAAGGGAUAUGUGGGGAGAGUCAGGAUGGUAGUCAAAAAGGGAUAUGUGGAGAAAGUGAGGAUGGUAGUCAAGAAGGGAUGUGUGGAGAGAGUCAUGAUGGUAGUCAAGAAGGGAUAUGUGGGGAAAGUGAGGAUGGUAGCCAAGGAGGGAUAUGUGGGGAGAGUGAAGAUGGUAGCCAAGAAAGGAUAUAUUCACAUGUGCUAACUGUUGAUGCAAGUCAUUUGAUAUCAGUGUUAAAGUAUGCAAAAGAUAGAGGUUUAAAAAUAGCUAUACACAUUGCAGAGGUUGCCAGUAUGACAGAUGAUGAGGCUCUUUUACAAAUCUUACCAGACAGAAUUGGACAUGGAACAUGUUUACACCCCGAUUAUGGCGGGUCAGACCACCUUGUUUCAUUGAUGAAAGAAUACCAAAAACCACUAG
Messenger RNA from Saccoglossus kowalevskii, 1272 nucleotides. RefSeq names its product N6-Methyl-AMP deaminase-like. Gene Ontology annotation, molecular function: adenosine deaminase activity. Gene Ontology annotation, biological process: inosine biosynthetic process; adenosine catabolic process. NCBI's taxonomy places the organism in Eukaryota, Metazoa, Hemichordata, Enteropneusta, Harrimaniidae. The record is from RefSeq and is a predicted model, not a curated record.